Microthlaspi erraticum is the source of this 498-nucleotide messenger RNA. Lineage: Eukaryota; Viridiplantae; Streptophyta; Magnoliopsida; Brassicales; Brassicaceae. The record is from the annotation of a GenBank genome assembly.
AUGGGGUCGAUGGCGGCUUUCCUCAAAGCGGUUAACAAGCUCGAAGAACCGGUCCAGAAGCUAAUGGAAGAGAUGACACCUCGACCAAGCUGUCUGAUUUCUGACAUGAGUUUUUCUUAUACAACCAAAAUCGCUAGAGUUCAACAUACCGAAGAUCCUUUUCCAUGGCAUGUCUUGCUUUUGUCUUCUGUGUAUGCAUGUUCUACGCAAGAACCAGGCAGACAGCACAUCCUACGGUGUGAUUAUCAACACAUUUCAGGAGCUCGAACCGCUUAUGUCAAAGACUUCAAGGAGGCUAGGGCUGGUAAGGUAUGGUCCAUUGGACCUGUUUCCUUGUGCAACAAGGUAGGAGCAGAUAAAGCUGAGAGGGGAAACAAAUCAGACAUUGAUCAAGGUGAGUGCCUUAAAUGGCUUGAUUCUAAAGAAGAGGUCGGUGUUAUAUGUUUGCCUUGGAAGCAUUUGCAAUCUUCCCUGUCUCAGCUCAAGGAGCUGGGCUAG